AUGCCGCCGCCGCCGCCUGUGUUCUUCGUGUUACCUGCCCCAGACUUCCGCUGUUCCAGCAGCUCGCACCUGGACCAGCCGCCAAUACCCAGGUUCCCGCUGGCUGACGAUGAUUCUACGAGGAAGUGUGGUCAUUUAACAAGUCAGUGUAAAUUUGCUGAGCAAAAGACCACAAAACAGAUCAAUAGAACCAUAGAUUCAAAUGACGGCUCUAGCUCAAAUGAAGAAAGUGUACAUAAGACCACUGAAGUAGAACAAUUUGCAUUUCACAUUAAUUCUGUGAACAAAGAUGCCCAAGAACGUCUUAUGGCUCAGAUAGAAAUAAAUGGGAAACUCACACACAUGCAAAUAGUCACAGCUGCAGAUGUGACAAUAAUUUCUGAAAGAGUAGCACAAACUAUACCUAACCUAGUGAUAAGACCUUCAGACAAGGUGCUCAAAAGUUAUAAUGGUACAAACAUAGAAGUAGUUGGUUCAUCACAAGUGAAAGUUCAUUACAAAGAUCAAGAGAUAGAUUACAAAGAAGUAUUUGAAGACAGAGUAGGAACAGUAAAGAAUGCACAAGCAGUCUUAGUUUUAAAGGAGAAUGUUACUCCUAGAUUUUCUGCUCCAAGACCAGUUCCAUAUGCAUUGAAAACAGCUGUGGAAACUGAAAUUAGAAGGUUAGAAAGUGAAGGUUCAUGGGAAAAGGUAGAUUAUUCAGAUUGGUCUACACCAUUAGUUCCAAUUGUUAAGGACAACGGUCAAGUUAGAUUAUGUGGAGAUUACAAGGUGACAUUAAAUCCACAAUUGCAAGUAGCACAACAUCCAUCGCCAAAUCCUAAAGAUAUGUUCGCAACUUUGUCAGGAUGCUCAGUAUUUUCCAAGAUAGAUCUUAGACAAGCAUUUCAACAACUACCCAUGGAUGAAAAUUCCCAAAAGCUAUGUACUGUAAACACACAUUUAGGGCUGUAUCGUCCAAAAAGACUUCCCUAUGGUGUUGCUAGCAGUCCAGCAAUAUGGCAGCAAACAAUGGACAAAAUAUUUGCAGGUAUGUCAGGAGUAUUCAUUUUCAUUGAUGACAUAUUAGUCGCUGGCAAAAACAAAAAAGAACAUAGAGAAAGGUUACGUGCAGUUCUAAAGAAACUAAAAGAACACAAUAUCAAGGUCAACCAGAGUAAAUGUAUUUUAGAAGUUGACUCGGUAGAGUAUUUAGGCUUUAUUGUAAAUGGUAAAGGUAUUCAUAAGACUCAAGAUAAGGUAAAUGCAGUGCAGUCAGCAAAGUUACCGGAAAAUGUCAAGGAAUUGCAAUCAUUUUUGGGUUUAGUAACAUUCUAUGGUAGUUUCAUUCAAAACUUAGCAACAAUUGCUCACCCAUUAUACAAUUUGCUGAAAAAAGAUGUAAAAUGGAAUUGGACAAAGGAAUGUCAAAAUUCUUUUGAAAGAAUCAAAGCAGAAGUGACAUCACCCACAUUCUUAGUACAUUAUCAAAUGGAUUUGCCAGUAAAGUUGGUUUGUGAUGCCUCAAACAUAGGAUUAGGUGCAGUACUAGCACAUGUAAUGCCAGAUGGUACAGAAAAACCAAUAGCUUUUGCCUCUAGAGUAUUGAACAAAGCAGAGAGAAAUUACUCACGAAUAGAAAAGGAAGCAUUAGCACUAGUGUAUGGAGUGAAAAAGUUCUAUAUGAAUCUGUAUGGCAGGAAAAGGUUCACAUUAGUUACAGACCACAAACCAUUAUUGAUGAUUUUAGGUCCAAAGGCAAGUUUACCGACGUUAGUAGCUGCAAGACUACAACGUUGGGCAAUCAUAUUAGUGGCAUAUGAUUACAACAUAGAAUAUAGACCAACAUCUAAGAUGGGUAAUGCAGACGCUUUGUCGAGAUUGCCUGUAGACAAAGCACCAGAACAAUAUGAGGAAAGUAUUCUUUUGAUUUCUGCAUAUAAUUUACCUAUUACAGCUAAGGAAAUAGCACAAGGUACAAAGAAAGACUCAGUACUUUCAAAAGUAGUGCAGAGUCUAAUAACCAGCAGAGAUAUUUGUGCAGAAGAUGCCACUUGUAAACCAUACAAAGCAAUUUGGAAUGAAUUGAGUGUAACACAAGAAUGUAUUUUGAGAGGAUCAAGAGUAGUGAUUCCAAAUGCAUUAAGGAAUAGAGUUCUAUCAGAAAUACAUGCAGACCACCAAGGUAUUGUCAGAUCAAAGUCAAUUUCUAGAACUUAUGUUUGGUGGCCAGGUGUUGAUAGGGACAUUGAGAAUUCGUUUAAGAAGUGUAUGAAUUGUGCAUUGCAACAAAAUAAUCCAAAACCAACACGAAUGCACCCAUGGGAAUUACCCAGAUACCCGUGGCAACGUGUACAUGUAGAUUUUGCAGGUCCAUUUUUAGGAUACUCAUAUCUAAUAUUAGUAGAUGCAUAUAGUAAGUGGCCAGAAGUUAUACCAAUGCAAACAACUUCAUCGGUAGCAACUAUAAGAUCACUCAUGCAAAUCUUUGCAACGCAUGGUUUGCCAGAAAGAAUAGUGACAGACAAUGGCCCACAGUUUACUUCACAGGAGUGUAAGGAAUUUCUGAAUGUAAAUGGUAUACAACAUACAUUAUCAGCAACUUAUCAUCCAUCCACGAAUGGUGAAGCUGAAAGAUUUGUUCAAACUUUCAAACAUAAUAUGAAGUGUAGACAAGCCAAUUCUGGUAAUGUAGCAUCUCACAUCGCAAAGUUCUUAUUAUCCUAUAGAACAACCGUGCAUAAUACUGCGGGUGUAACACCAUCUUAUUUGUUGGUGGGGAGGAGGAUCAGGAAUAAGUUAGAUCUAAUGUAUCCAAGCUUGCAGAGUCAGUUAGAACAGAAAGGUUAUGAUUAA
Messenger RNA from Macrobrachium nipponense, 2835 nucleotides. RefSeq lists its product as uncharacterized. Lineage: Eukaryota; Metazoa; Arthropoda; Malacostraca; Decapoda; Palaemonidae. Gene Ontology annotation, biological process: DNA integration. The coding region runs from base 1 to 2835 and encodes 944 amino acids. The transcript has 3 exons. Gene Ontology annotation, molecular function: nucleic acid binding. The record is from RefSeq and is a predicted model, not a curated record.